AUUAGGUGCCGGUCAGAUACAUGCUGUGGUAGGAUUCCACUAGGGGAUUCUAGUGCAGAAACUAUCUGCCUAACUAAUGAGUGGAUCAGAACCUGUUGAUGAUAGAGCAGACACUAGAAGAUUAACACGUACACAGGCACUAAGGGUACCACAUGUGUUCAGGACCUUGGACGAGGAAGAAUUAAGACAACUUCGCGCCGAAAGCAGAGCCCGUGCUCUCGCAGCAUCGAGAGCAACAGCAAACGCCGCAGCUAGGGAACAGGCUGCCACAGCAGCUAGGGCAGCAGCCAUGACUAGCUCAGCAACAUCCUCUUCGGCUUUGUCAGGGACUAAUGGGAUGAGUGUGGGAAUGCCAACUAGUUCCACAAGUUCCUCGGGCACUUCCGGGUCUACAGGCUCUGGAGGGUCUUUUAGUCAAAUGGCAGGCUCGCAGUUCAGCCCCAUGACCGCACGAGAGCGGGAGCUCAAAGAGAUCCAACAGGUCGAGAGGCUCCGCCAACAGUUAGAGGAGGAUCUAAAGAAAGCAACCGAUAGAGAAAAAGAGAUAAAAAGUAGAGCAGCCAGACUUGAUACGUUAGAGGCUGACAAGGCUGCGUUAGAGGGAUUGGACGAAUCAAGUUUGUCUGACCCCCUGAAAGUGUUGAGGGACAACAUGUCGUCACUGCAUGCGCAUGUGGACAGCAGGAUGGACUUCAUGCAAAGCACGUUGGACCAGAUCCUAGAUGCGUUGACAAAGCCAGGAUUCCGGCCACCAGCACAAUCGUCGUUGCCGUUAACGGCGAUGUCAGGCCCCUUUGCCGUACAAGUUGGCACACAGCCAAGUGGCACAUCCGCAGCAGCAGUACAGACUGUUGCAUCUUCUUCUUCGGGUCCAGUGGUGAUUGCUGCAUCACCACAACAACCUGUUCAGUCAACUGGACAGCCGCAAGGUCAAUGGUAUCCCAAGACCCCAAUGAAACCACCUCUUGCCUUCUCAGGCGAGAGAAAGGACGAGGAACUCAACACAUGGUUGAGGACGGUCCCAGUUUGGGUGAAGGCCAAAAGGACCUUGCCUGAGGACGAAGUGGUAACUGCGGCAUCUUACCUUGAGGGUAAGGCAGCCAAGUGGUUAGAUGGUGUAGUUGUGAAGGCCGGGUACGGGAGACGCAUGGCGGAUUGGGCUAAGUCAUUGACUUUAGACCAAUUCAUGGAGAUGGUAGACGCUCGAUGGCAUAACCCACAGGAGGCUCAAAGGGCCACUGAUGCCAUUAACAAACUUGACCAACGCAAGUUCAGGCUGCACCUACAGGACCGGGUACGGCACCUUAGUAGACCAGUAGCAUCUACUUUGGCCAACAAGAAGCGCAUGAUUGUUACAGACUACCUCAAGGACGUAGUUUGUACCCUCUCCUAUGGAGGAGGUGAGCUUAACCAUAAAAUCUCGUUCUUGGUUAGUAACGACUUGCCAUUUGACAUGUUGCUAGGCAUGUACUACCUCGAUACUGCUAAACCCCAGUUUGACUGGGAUAAGAAGGUGCUCAAACAGAAGUUGCCCGAUGGCCGAACUGUCAUAAUGACUAAGUUCAAGGCCAGCAGUAUUGUAGAUACAUAUGGUUGCUUGUGUGCAUCAGCGUUCUACAAUUAUUACAAGCAAAACCAAGAGGAGGGUAUGUACCUUGUUUAUGUCUCUGAGAAGGGGGAGGCCGUUAAAACACCCCCAAAGAUAGAACGCGUCGUUGCUAAGUUCCCUGAUCUGUUCGAGGAGCCCACAGGAGUUGUUGAUAGGGAAGUCGUCCAUGCUAUAGAAAUCAUUCCAGGGAAUAAGUUUGUCGUAGUCUAUCUAGACGACAUUCUGGUCUUUAGUAAGUUUGCCGAGGAGCACGCACAACAUGUUGAGACAGUUCUCUCACUCCUACGACAUCACAAGUAUAAAGUCAACUUAGAGAAGUGUGAAUUCGGUCGCACUAAGAUACUAUACUUGGGUCAUGAAGUAUCCGCGAAGGGGAUUAGGCCGGAAGAUGCGAAGGUGGCUAGUAUUCGAGACUGGCCACGACCUCAGACAGUCACUGGGGUCAGAUCACUCUUAGGAAUGUGCGGCUACUAUAGGAACUUCGUAAAGAACUAUUCUACAGUCACCUCUCCUUCGACUGAUCUAACUCGACAAGACACACCGUGGGACUGGAGUGAUGAGUGCGAGGGUGCUUUUAAGAAAUUGAAGCAUGCACUCAUGAAUCAUGAAGUUCUCAUGGUUCCCGAUCCGCAAAAGCCAUUCAUAGUGACCACUGACGCAAGCCAAUACGGCAUUGGCGCAGUGCUGGCUCAGCAGGAUGGGAAAAAGUUGAGACCGAUUGAGUACAUGAGUAAGAAGAUGCCAUCGAAGAAGUUGGCUAAGUCCACCUACGRAAGGGAACUCUAKGCUCUCUACAAGGCACUUGUCCAUUGGAGACACUUCCUUUCGGGAAGGUUCUUCUAUCUGAGGACUGAUCAUCAGACCCUCAAAUGGAUCAAGACUCAACCGGCUCUUUCCGAUGCACUCAAGCGAUGGAUUGAGGUCRUAGACCAAUAUGACUUCAAGCUUGAGUACCCGAAGGGAGAGUACAACAAGGUUGCAGACGCGCUAUCCCGUAGAGCAGACUACCUAGGUGCGCUAAUUUAUGAAUUUGGCGUAUCUAAUGAAGUAACUCAAUCAUUGGUGGGGGCCUAUCAGGAAGACCCUGUCCCGAUGGACAUCAUCCGCAAACUUCAGGCAAAAGACAAGGCCACAGAAAGUGAGUUUGUGAUGGUGGGUGGGCUAAUCUAUCUUGAUAAGGCCGGAGUAAAGAGAUUGGUAGUUCCAUCUAGUGAACAGUUGCGUAGUUUGUUUUUAGGCGAAUGUCAUGACGCAUCUGGGCACUUUGGCUACAAGAAAACGAGUGCUAACUUAGUACAACGAUUUUGGUGGCCCAGAAUGUUAGAUGACGCAAAUAAGUAUGUUGAGACCUGUCAGGUCUGUCAGCGGGACAAGCUGCGAACUCAAGCACCGCUUGGGUUAUUGAAGCCUUUACCUAUUCCUGAUGGUCCAGGAUUGAGUGUUUCCAUGGAUUUCACGGACACUCUUGUGACCAGCAAGAGUGGUAAGAGGCACAUCUUCAUCAUCAUUGACCGAUUCACCAAGUACGCUAGACUAGUACCAAUGCCAGAGACAACCAGGACUGAAUACGUUAUCAAGUUGUUCAAGGACAACUGGGUAAGGGACUUUGGUUUACCACAGACCAUCAUUAGUGACUGAGAAGUCCGAUUUACAAGUGAGCUGUGGAAGAAGACUGCGGAACAGAUGGACAGUCAACUUCAAAUGACUUCAAGGAAUCAUCCCGAAGCCAACGGACAAGCCAAACAGAUGAAUAGAGUUGUACAGCACUUGCUGAGGCAUUACAUCAAGCCCAACCAGGAUGACUGGGAUGAGCAGUUACCUCUCCGCCAGCAUGUACAACAAUGCUAUACAUAGCAGUCCCGGCGUUAGUCCUAACCAGCUGCGCUUAGGAUGGAGACCUAGAUCAGCACUACACUUCCUCCUACCUGAAAACCGACCUGUUGCAACUCCAGGCACGGUGGAAUACGGUGUGCAGUAUGAGAAGUUGCUGCAAGAGGUUGUUGAACAUAUGAAGAAGGCUCAGCAAGCCAUGAUUGCUUCUGAGAAUCAACAUCGCAGACAGUC
Chara braunii is the source of this 3673-nucleotide messenger RNA. The record is from the annotation of a GenBank genome assembly. NCBI's taxonomy places the organism in Eukaryota, Viridiplantae, Streptophyta, Charophyceae, Charales, Characeae.